AAAAAGCGACCUGAUUAAAGGAAGUGACGCAACAACCCGGAUAUAGACUGGGAAAAUGGCCGUGCAGGCUGUGCAUCUCCAGGGGGAUGCCUUCCUUGUUUGUGUGACCCACUCUCUGAGUACGGAGAGGGAGGAGGUCAUGGGUUUGUGUAUCGGGGAAGUGGACACACAGAAGGUUGUCCAUAUUUACUCUGUGAUCAUCCUGCGGCGCUCAGACAAGCGGAAGGACCGAGUGGAGAUUUCGCCCGAGCAGCUGUCUGCCGCCACCAUAGAGGCAGACCGGCUGGCGGAGAUUACCGGGCGCCCUAUGCGAGUGGUUGGCUGGUACCAUUCACACCCACAUAUUACUGUAUGGCCGUCACACGUGGAUGUGCGCACUCAGGCUAUGUAUCAAAUGAUGGACAGUGGGUUUGUGGGGUUGAUCUUUUCCUGCUUCAUCGAGGACAAGAAUACCAAGACUGGAAGGAUCCUCUACACCUGCUUCCAGUCACUGCAGGCACAGAAGGGCUCAGAGUAUGAGAGGAUCGAGGUGCCGCUGCACGUUGUCCCGCAUGACACCAUUAGGAAGGUUUGUUUGGAAUCCGCUGUGGAACUUCCAAAAAUCCUAUGUCAGGAAGAGCAAGAUGCUUACCGCAGGAUACACAGCCUGGGUCACCUGGAUUCCGUUACCAAGAUUCACAAUGGUUCCGUUUUCACCAAAAAUCUAUGUGGACAGAUGUCAGCAGUCAGCGGUCCCCUUUUGCAGUGGCUGGAGGAUCGCCUGCAGCAGAACCGGCAGCGUGUUCAGGAAUUGGAGAUUGAAAAAAAGGAGCUGCUGCAGGAGUUGGAAAGCCUUGCCUGAACACCCGGAGAGGGUGUGAGGUCGCACAUGGAAGAUGAAGAGCACUGGUAGUGCAGGAGUAGGUAAACUUCGGAACUGCAGUUGUGAACUACACCUCCCUUAAUGCUCUUACAGCCAUAAUAAUGCUGGCAAAGCAUCAAGGAAAAUGUAGUCCACAACAUCUGGAGUGCCGAAGGUUGCCCACUCCAGGAGUAGUGUAUAGUAAUAUGAUAAUUUAUCAUGAACUGACCACUCAUUUUAUUGGACUGUUUCAUUUUCAUGGAUUACAACUAGUAGUAAUGAUGAAUUUGCAAAAACUGAUUUCCAAAAUAUGUACUUGAUGUAGUUAUGAAAUUGAAGCGUUACAAAAUAAAUAACUCCAUGUUAAAUAUAA
This is a messenger RNA of Pelobates fuscus (common spadefoot toad), 1214 nucleotides long. RefSeq names its product BRCA1/BRCA2-containing complex subunit 3 (gene BRCC3). The record is from RefSeq and is a predicted model, not a curated record. Lineage: Eukaryota; Metazoa; Chordata; Amphibia; Anura; Pelobatidae. Gene Ontology annotation, biological process: double-strand break repair; protein K63-linked deubiquitination. Gene Ontology annotation, cellular component: BRISC complex; BRCA1-A complex. The transcript has a single exon. Gene Ontology annotation, molecular function: cysteine-type deubiquitinase activity; polyubiquitin modification-dependent protein binding; metallopeptidase activity. The coding region runs from base 56 to 841 and encodes 261 amino acids.